AUGAAGAAGCAAGAACAAACUCCUGAAGAGGAGGAAGCGUAUGAAGCAGCACUCUUUGAGAGUGUGUACGGCAAGGACUGGAGGGCUAUCAUUGCGAAGAUUUGUGGCCUGAGUAGUUUGACUAUGGGUAUUUCCCAUACCGUUGUUCCUCAGCUUGAAGGGAAUGAAGAAACUAGGCAGCCCGAUGGGGGAAAGGACGAGAACUUCAGCGAACAUGAUUUCAAGCAAAUAGCCGGAGCAAGGUAG
This is a messenger RNA of Penicillium verrucosum, 246 nucleotides long. RefSeq lists its product as uncharacterized. NCBI's taxonomy places the organism in Eukaryota, Fungi, Ascomycota, Eurotiomycetes, Eurotiales, Aspergillaceae. The record is from RefSeq and is a predicted model, not a curated record. The transcript has a single exon. Bases 1 to 246 code for a protein of 81 amino acids.